Molecule: messenger RNA, 465 nt
Organism: Rotaria sp. Silwood2
Lineage: Eukaryota; Metazoa; Rotifera; Eurotatoria; Philodinida; Philodinidae
Source: the annotation of a GenBank genome assembly
AUGACUGUUGAAUUCUAUCCAAUAGUAUUCGGAUUCAUUGAUCAAUAUUUAUUUGAAAGCAUACCGCGUCAAGUAUUAUUUAACCAACAAUUAAAAAUAAUAGACCAAAUUUGUUUACCUAAAAAAUCUAAAGAUUUCAGUGAACUAAUACCAGGACAGCUCAAAACAUACAAAUUUGGCUUUGAAAAUGAAUUAGAUUAUCGUCGAUUAUACAGUACAGCAUACUUUGCAAUUACUAUGAAAAAAGGUGGAUGGGAUUGCAAUAGACAUUACGAAAUAAUAUCAUCAGGUACGAUGCCUUUUUUUGAUCAAUUAAAUAAAGCAGGAAAUUAUACAUUAUCACUUUUACCAAAAUCAAUUUUAUACGAAGCACAAACGAUUCCAGGUGUCAUUCGUUACAAUAUGAGUAUCAAUCAUCAAUUAUUUGAUCUUAAUCAAUAUAAUAUUUUAUUACAUCGCUUAUAG